This is a messenger RNA of Pocillopora verrucosa, 907 nucleotides long. The record is from RefSeq and is a predicted model, not a curated record. NCBI's taxonomy places the organism in Eukaryota, Metazoa, Cnidaria, Anthozoa, Scleractinia, Pocilloporidae.
UAGAUGUACUCGUUUCGAGCGAAAGGUUCUAUAAUCCUGCUCACCGCUUAAGCAUUCAAACUGUUAUUAGCGCGAGAUGAAUGUGGCAUACUUUCGCGUGAUUAAUGUCCUGGUGUUGGUGAUGUUUGUAUUUAAAAUUUCAGGAGAAACGCUGAACAGGAAGGGUGGGAAAAAACAGUUGAUCAUGUAUCAUCCGAAACCACAUCAAUCAGCUAUUGUUCUCUACGGCAACGAAGGAAGCGGCCAAAAUGAGGCUGAUAAGGAAACAAUUAACGCGCUUUCAAACAAUCUUGAAACUGUGACGAGCCUGGUCAAAGCCCAGUCAGCAAUCAUAGAAAAUCUCAGCAACCAAGUCUCCACAGCUGUCAAAGGAACAGGCAAUGAGAAGAAGUUUAAACAAAUAUUUGACAAGUUCGCCAAUCAUACCAAGCAGAUUCAAAAUGUAACAAAGAAGUUGAAUAAAACAGUUAGCCAUAUUAACGAGCUGGCAGCAGUAUGGUCAGAGACAACCAUCACAUUUAACAAAGAUUUCAAAAGCCUAAAAGAGAAAACAGGGCAAACCCAGGAUGACAUAGAAGACUUGGAGAGAAAACUCACCGAGAAAAUUGAAAAGUUGGAACAGGAGGUUAAAACUUUAAAAGUUUCUUUAAGUUAUGCCCAAGAAGAAAGUGCAUCGCUCAAGGAGGAGUGGCCCGAAGGUAAAUUCUGCAUCUUGGCAAAUGGCCGCUGCCCACGAGGAUUUCGACGCCACGAGGGACAUCUCAAGUCAUUGUAUUUGUACUCGUCACAUUCACAGUUUGUGAACUCGGCCAAAUUUGGAAGCAGUUCUAUUGGUUGCUAUGGUAGCUACUGUGGACAAUACGGCAAUUUCAUUGGCUCUCUCACUUUGAUCACAUGUUGCAAAUAG